This is a messenger RNA of Trichosurus vulpecula (common brushtail), 1091 nucleotides long. RefSeq names its product phosphatidylethanolamine binding protein 4 (gene PEBP4). The coding region runs from base 243 to 860 and encodes 205 amino acids. Lineage: Eukaryota; Metazoa; Chordata; Mammalia; Diprotodontia; Phalangeridae. The record is from RefSeq and is a predicted model, not a curated record. The transcript is spliced from 7 exons.
AGCCCAAUGGCGAAGGAUAAGCAUGGGGGCAGGCCAAGGAGGGCGGACUAGUGAAUUAUAUAAGAGUCUUGGCCAUCUAGAGGUGCAGCCAGGAAUACAGUGACAGCAGAACUCCACCCUGGAAGUGGCAAGGGCUGAGGCAGGGUCAGGGAAAGUGUGUUGCAAGUUGGAUCCUGGUUGGAACCCACCCAACUGCACUGUUUACAUCCCCCGUGACUAAGAGCGGAAUAGAAAAGGUGCCAAUGAAGCUGCUAAUGGCAGUGAUCCUGAUAUUGGGCCUGAUGGUGAUGGUCGCUGGCCGGUUACCAAAGAAUGAGGAUAGGAUGUGUGUCUACCGGAAGCUGUCCCAGAGGGAUGCUUUAUUCUGCAAGGGCAACCUCAAGGUGAUCUACCCUGAGAUAGGGGACGUUGGCUGCAUGUAUGUCCCUGAGUGCAAUGGUUUCAGGCAGAAGAUUGGCAGUUGGGGCAAACCUUCCAUCAAAUACUCCCAGGCUCAUGAGAAUAAGAAGUACAUAUUGAUGAUGGUUGAUCCAGAUGCCCCCAGCAGGAAUAAUCCAAAAAAUCGCUACUGGAGACACUGGCUGAUAGUUAACAUCGGUGGUGAUGGCCUCAAGACUGGAAACAUAAGUGGCCAUGAGCUGACUGGCUACCAGCCUCCCAGCCCACCGCCACAGACUGGCUUCCAUCGAUAUCAGUUCAUCCUGUUUGAGCAGCCAGAAAAAGGAAAACCGAUCACCCUGAGCUCCGAGGAAAAGGCUAAGAGAGGUUCCUGGUCUAUCAGUGACUUCAUAAAGCAUUUCCACCUGGGCUCUCCUGUGGCUGCCAACCAGUUCCUCACCCAGAACUAUCACGAUUUUUAGCUAGACCUACAAGCGCCUGGAGAAAGUGUCGAAUGACCAGAGACAGAAUCAGGCUUGGUUUGCUCCUUUCCAAGCUCUCUGUCAAAGGUACCAGCCCUCUGUCCAAUCACCCUUUCUCCCUGCAAGGUCAUCUCAAGCUUGGAGAAGAACUUCAGGCUGUGGCCUCCGUGUUUGGUAUCCCUUUCGCACUCCACAAAAAAAGAAUAAAAUAAAAUAAAAAUAACAUCUUCA